Scophthalmus maximus (turbot) is the source of this 1673-nucleotide messenger RNA. It is a transcript of the gene stx12, whose product is annotated as syntaxin 12. The record is from RefSeq and is a predicted model, not a curated record. The transcript is spliced from 10 exons. The coding region runs from base 190 to 996 and encodes 268 amino acids. Gene Ontology annotation, molecular function: SNAP receptor activity; SNARE binding. Lineage: Eukaryota; Metazoa; Chordata; Actinopteri; Pleuronectiformes; Scophthalmidae. Gene Ontology annotation, cellular component: SNARE complex; postsynaptic recycling endosome; synaptic vesicle. Gene Ontology annotation, biological process: vesicle fusion; vesicle-mediated transport; intracellular protein transport.
GUGGAUGGCAGCAAUGAUCCCCUAGGCAUCUAGACUGCCGGAAAUAAACAACAAGAAGAAGAAUACGUCACAGUUCAGGAAACGCACCGUCUCAACGUCAGAGGAAAAACACUCCGUCUGUGUUCAUCAGAAACAGCUAAAGAAACAGAUAAAAAUCCACUCCUAAGACAAAGACUUAUUGUGGCAGACAUGUCUUACGGCAAAGCAGAGAGCUACCGCUCGGUCCCACAGGACUUCAACACUCUGAUCCAGACAUGCAGCUCCAACAUCCAGAAGAUCACACAGAACACUGCUCAGAUCAAGACCAUGGUGAACCAGCUGGGGACCAGACAGGACACCAGUGAACUGCAGGAUCGUCUGCAGCAGAUACAACACUACACUAAUCAGCUGGCAAAGGAAACUAACAAGCACCUUAAAGAGCUGGGAUCAAUCCCUUUGCCCUCAUCACCCUCAGAGCAGAGGCAGCAGAAGAUCCAGCGGGACCGGCUGAUGAACGAUUUCUCAGCAGCUCUCAACAACUUCCAAGCGAUCCAGCGGCGUGCAGCAGAGAGGGAGAAGGAGUCAGUAGCCAGAGCGAGGGCUGGAUCCCGUCUGUCAGCUGAAGACACUUCUCGGGAUGAAAAGCUGGUGUCUUUCGAUAACCAAGAGGACUGGGGUCAGAUGACCACCCAGACCGAGGACGUGGCCAUCACCGAGGACGACCUGGAGCUCAUCAGGGAGAGGGAAACCAACAUCAGACAGCUGGAGUCUGACAUCAUGGAUGUAAACCAGAUCUUCAAGGACCUGGCAGUGAUGAUCCAUGAUCAGGGAGAAAUGAUUGAUAGCAUUGAGGCAAACGUGGAGAAUGCUGAAGUUCAUGUAGAACGGGGGACAGAGCAGCUCCAGAGAGCCAGCUACUACCAGCAAAAGUCCAGGAAGAAGAUGUGUAUCCUCGCUAUGGUUUGUUCCAUCGUACUCGUCAUACUUGGCAUCAUCAUCUGGCAAGCUGCAAAGUGAGUCGACUCCGCACAACCAAUGUGUUACUUCUAUAUUUCACUCUGCCCCCUCUCACCUGAAAGUACCUACUUGGAAUCAUGAAAAGAGCAAGACGAAGCUGAUUACUUCCUCAAAGUCAGUGGAGCAAAUGAGUGCAGAGGCGGGUCAGUGUAGUCCCCUCAUCAUUUCUGUAAAAUAGCUAACAUUUAGAUGGAGUAGGGGACAGAUUUCAGACCUGAGAUUCCUUCAUUUGCCUGAAUUAUUGUCUUAUUUACUGCACUAACACUACCUGUCACUGUUUAUCUGUAUUUCACUGUAUAUAAAAAAUGUUAUUGGGAAUGAUUUCAGAAAAUAAAUCCAUUGUUUUAAGGGUUGUAAAUGAUUCUUUUGUCAGCUGUUGUUGUGGAAGCUGCCGAUGUAGAGUGUGUGCGGUGCCAUGGUAACCUCACAGUAACAUCACAUGGGACUUGUGGUGAAGGCACAUGUUGAUUGUACUAUACAUGUUGUAAAAUGAAUACUAGCAGAUUACCAAUAUAAAUGAAACCAAUGUCUGUAAAUAUCCCCAAGUGCUGCAUUCUGUUCUGCCAAGAACACGGUGGAUGAUAAAUGAUGACAGUGUUUAAACAAAACAUAUUUAAAUGAAUUUCUAUGGCUCCUGACAGUAUGCAUAAUAAAUGUUUUAAACUCUUUUAACACUC